UUUUUGGGCUCAAUUGCCCUGCAGGAGAGGGACUUUAAUGUCCACCAAUCAUCAGUACGAAAGACCAACUCUGGAGUUUACCCUUUCAAGGCUUCAGCCAAAAUGAUCUGAACCAAAGAACCAGGUCGGAGAAAGGAGGAGUAAAAAAAUGAAUCUGUCUACUCUACUGGAACAGGCCCUACUAAUAAAAUUAAGGUAGCAUGAGUAGGGUUGGUGGGUUACGUGUCACGCCCUCCGACAACUUGAUGAUUUUGAUAAGAACCUAGUUUAUCCUUUUAGUCUUCCCCAAAUAUAGAGAGCACCCAUCAUCGCAAAUCUCCAUAGAUUGUUUUAGGAAUGCUUCUAACGUUUUUUUUAGCCUCACUUUCUUUGAGGGAUCAUGGCUGCCAAGAGGAUGAAAAUCCAGCUGCCAAGCCUGCCAUGAAUUUUUGAAGUCCAAGUGGCACACAGACUGGUGUGUGUGUGUGUGUGUGUGUGUGUGUGUGUGUGUGUGUUGAGAGAGAGAGAGAAUUUGUGGUGUGGGGGUUGGGGUGAGUUUUGAGAUAGUGGGUUUGAAAAAAGAAAGAGGGAAAUGGCAAAGCGGUGAGUGAAACAGAGAAAUUAAAGUGGAGUCUAGCUAGAUAGACAAAGAGGGAUGGGAAUAAAAGAUUUUAUUGUAUCGAUAAAAGGAAGUCAAGCACAAAGAAUUUGAAUUUUGGAAAUUUGGAGAGAGAGAGAGAUGGAGAGAGAGGAAAAAGGUAGAGCGAGAGAGGGGAAAAAGCAGGAGGAAUUCAUGGGAAUAAAGUUGCAACGCGGAAUUCUGGUUGGUAAAAGAGGGGGGACUUGUACUACUCCUUCACCCACAUGGAAAUUUGGGUUUGUUCAACCCCAUGACUGUAGUCGUACUGAGGAACAAGAUCUCAUUUUUCAAACCGACACCACCGCCACUACACUCUCUGCUAGGAAACUCGGGGCUAAUCUUUGGGAGGCUCUGCCCCUACUCACGGCGGCGAAGAUGAGCAAAGUCGGUGGUGCUAGGUUCCCCCACCGCCGCCGGCGGAAUCAGAAGGACAAGGGUUUUCAACUUCCUACCCGAGUGGAUGAACAAUUUCCUGGUAAACCACAUGAGGAGCCAGAAAGUGAUAGUAGUUUGAGAAGACAUGUUGCAGCUUCACUGAUUCAAUACCAUCGUGCCAUUGAAAGAAAUGGUCAUGCCCUACAGCCUGUUUCUCCUGCCAGUUAUAGUAGCUCAAUGGAGGUAGCACCAUAUAAUCCUGCUAUCACCCCAUCUAGUUCUGUGGAGUUCAAGGGCCGACUUGGAGAAUCAACUUUCAACCUUAAAACAUCCACAGAGUUACUCAAAGUACUCAAUCGCAUCUGGAGUCUUGAAGAACAGCAUGCAUCCAACAUGUCAUUAGUGAAUGCUAUGAAAAGGGAACUGGAGCACUGCCAUGCACGAAACAAAGAGUUACUGCGUGAAAAGAAAAGGACUCAACAAGAAAUGGAUGAGUUAAUGAAGCAAGUUACAGCAGAUAAAAUUGGUAGAAAAAAUAAGGAGCAAGAUCGAAUAAAGGCAGCAGUUCAGUCAGUGAGGGAUGAGUUAGAUGAUGAGAGGAAGUUGAGAAAGCAUUCUGAAAGCCUUCACCGGAAGCUAGCUCGAGAAAUUUCUGAAUUGAAAAGCUCGUUCUCUAGUGCUUUGAAAGACCUAGAAAGAGAGAAAAAAGCGCGAAUUUUGCUGGAAGACUUGUGUGACGAAUUCGCUAAGGGAAUAAGAGAUUAUGAACAAGAGGUGAGGUUUUUGAAACACAAGCCUGAGAAGGAUCGCACUCAUAGGGAAAGCCCUGACCGUUUGAUCCUCCAUCUUUCUGAAGCUUGGCUAGAUGAACGGAUGCAGAUGAACCUUGCUGAACCUCAGUAUGAUCUUGCAAAGAAGAACAAUAUUGUGGAUAAGCUUAGCCUUGAAAUAGAAACUUUUCUUCGAGCCAGAAAUUCUGUGGGUUCUAUUAAUAUGAACGACUUAAGCUUAUCCCACAAAAAGCCUAUGGAAAGUAGCCUACAUAUGCAUUCUUCGGAGUCCUUUCACUUGAAUGCGGCUGGCAGUGCUCCUCAUAAUGCCGAUGAGGAGGAAGAUUCUACUAGUAGUGAUUCAAAUUGCUUCGAAUUAACUAGGGUUUCUAGUGGAAAGCAAAACAUCAACAGUAGCUCUAAACAAAAUGGGAAUGAUGUUUCAGAAAGCCAUAGUAGAGAAAAAGUCAGAUCAAACUCUACAAGGAAGAAGGUCCAGUCACAAGAAAUUGGAUCAGAAGACCUUGUUGAAUUGGGAGAUUCCCAGAAGUUUGAAAAAAGUGAGGGUGCAAAAGUUCUCGAGGAUAUAAAGAAAAGAAGUGUGGGGAAUCCUGGACUGAACAGUAAUCAUAUGUUCAGUAACUCGGCAAGAAAUCAUUCUUUGUCGUUGCAAGGGGGAAAGCUACACGCGGAGAAAAAUGGAACAGAAGAUUCUCGUGGUCACUCAGCACUUCGAGGUCAUGCUAGUCCUGUUCAACCGUGGGUAUCAAGAUUCACAACACCAGAUAUUGAAGUAUCUGAAACUUCUUCUAGAUGGCCUCAGAGCUUGGGAGAUAACACUUUGAAGGCUAAGCUUCUUGAAGCAAGAUUAGAGGGGCAGCGUUCUCACUCAAAACCAACUAAGAGUUCUUCAUAGCCUGAUUGAACUGUCAUUUGCCGGCCAUAACCAGCUUUCCGACGAAGAAAUUUUGGUUCUGUGUAUACUGGCCGAUGUCGUUGCAGUAAUUUAAAAAUAGGUGCCAUGUUUAUGCUUUAUUUAAAAUUUUUGGAUUUACUUUUGUAAAUGAUAAGAUAUUGUCGUCCACCUGCUUAGAUCAGCUAGAAUUCAAAUGCUCUAUCAAAGAUUUCGAACUGUACUGUGCAUUUUGAAGUUCAUUGUCUAUGGAAUUUGCUUUAACUUGCUAUCAUCAAA
Messenger RNA from Rhododendron vialii, 2956 nucleotides. RefSeq lists its product as uncharacterized. Lineage: Eukaryota; Viridiplantae; Streptophyta; Magnoliopsida; Ericales; Ericaceae. The transcript is spliced from 3 exons. The coding region runs from base 719 to 2680 and encodes 653 amino acids. The record is from RefSeq and is a predicted model, not a curated record.